Carya illinoinensis is the source of this 741-nucleotide messenger RNA. Its product is annotated as cyclic nucleotide-gated ion channel 1-like. NCBI's taxonomy places the organism in Eukaryota, Viridiplantae, Streptophyta, Magnoliopsida, Fagales, Juglandaceae. The transcript is spliced from 3 exons. The record is from RefSeq and is a predicted model, not a curated record. The coding region runs from base 1 to 741 and encodes 246 amino acids.
AUGGUGUGCGUAGUUGCAGUAGCAGUGGACCCUUUGUUCUUUUAUCUUCCUUUCAUCGACGAGUCUACCAAAUGCAUUGAGUUAGAUACCACUUUGGAAAUCAUUGCUAUUUGUGUGCGAUCGUUCCUUGAUUUGAUUGCUAUUUGGUAUCUGAUUGCAAGAAAAAAAAUACAUGACCGGCCUGACAUGAAGUGUUCAGACUACGUAAUUAACAUUCUCAGCAUUCUUCCAGUUCCCCAGGUGCUAGUGCCAAUUAUAUUUUCAGAAAUGAGAAAUUCGGAAUUCCGGGACGGAAGGAAAUUCCUAAAUGCAGUUGUUCUUUUGCAAUAUGUGCCAAGGAUUUUCCGUAUCUACAGAUUGUGGAAAAUAGUCAACAAGAAUAUCAAGCCAAGGCCUAAAGUGAAUGCAGAAAGGAACAAGAAUACGAAAGGUUUUAUGGUGAUGAAAGCUGGAUUCAAUCUCUUUCUGUAUCUCAUUGCCAGUCAUUGGGAGACAUCAGAAGAAAUGAAGGAGCUAUCUGUGCAUAAGACAUCAAAAGAAGUGGAGGAGAUAUCUAAGCAUAAGCAUGGUGCGAUAUCUAAGCAGACAUCUAAAGAGCAUGAUGAGAUAUCUAAGCUGUUGGAGGUGAUAUAUAAAGAGCAUGAUGAGAUAUCUAAGCUGUUGGAGGUGAUAUCUAAAGAGCAUAAUGAGAUAUCUAAGCUGUUGAAGAUAAGGCCGCUGCUGCCGAUAGCCCCCAAGUAA